AUGUCGCGCGCCACCACGAGCGGCUAUCCCAAGGCCGAUGCGAAGGCCAAGAAGAAAAAUGUGGCGCCGGCCAGCGAGAAGUUCGACUACUCUCGCACACAGCCGAUGAACGCUCAAGAUCCCCGAGCGGAAGGAGCACCAUGCUGGGGGCAUCAUGUGGUGGCGGCUCCCGGCCCGGGAUCGGUGACCGGAUCCAACAACCGUGCAACCUGGGAGGGUUGCGAAGUAUGCCGCCUGAGGCUGAGCUACACACCGGCCUAUGGAGCUCACGGCUUGACGCGAGCUGCAGGUCCCCUCGCCAAGGACGUCGAGCGGCAGCUGGAGAAGGUUCCAGCCAACGAGCAGAAGAACAGCAUCCACCUCAAGGACACGAAGAUCGGCCUGGAUGGAGCCGAAGAAUCCCUGCUCCAAAAGCUCGACGAAGUACAGCAGAAGAAGAAGCAGUGGCAGGAGACUUCGAAAGGCACCAUCGCCAGUCAAGGCGAAUCCGGCAACUCCAAAGAAGGCAUCCACUUCGACCUUGAGCUCUACGACACGGAAGACUCGGAAACCCGAGGAUUCGGCCGAGCAGCGCGAAGCCUUGGCCCUACAAGAAGAGGACGCCCAGUCUUGGGCAGAAGUGGAGAGCCCGGACCGUCCAUGAAGCGCCAGAGGACGAAGGCCGAGUUUUCACCCUCUACCUCAGCGGCUGCAUUGGCUGCUGCGAGGAUUUCACCUGGAAUUCAGAAUUUUGAGAACGCCAAUGGCUAUGAGGCGUGUGAGAAGGGGAUGUGCGAUGACAAUGAAACCUCCAGUGGCUCUGAGAACCACGAGACCUCCAAUGACCCAGAUCGUGUCCACUACACCGCUGAAGACUAUGAGGUCAUUGAAGAUUUGCACGACACCUACGAGUUUGAGGUGAAAGAGUUGAUGGCUGCCAUCGGACUUCACCCUGAACGGCGCCGAGAAAUCGAUGGCCAACUUCAUGAAGCCCGAGUUGAUGGAUGCAGCUAUGGUUUGAAGGUGGAUGACGGCUACCUCAAGAAGCCUUGGUUGCUACGUGGCACCACACCUUUGAUUUGGAAUCUGGCAAAACGAUGCCCUGGCAACCGCAAGCGCGUUCCCUGCGAAGGUGGUCAGAGAACAAGAAUGUCAGCCUUCUAUCCGAAAGCAAUGGCCAAGAGAGUUUGGCACCUGGUUCGCAUGAUCUAUGAAGAAGCGACUCGCUGGCGACCAGAAGCGCAAACUGCCUGGUACCUCGAUGAGAUUGACGAGAACCAG
Messenger RNA from Durusdinium trenchii, 1260 nucleotides. Lineage: Eukaryota; Dinophyceae; Suessiales; Symbiodiniaceae. The record is from the annotation of a GenBank genome assembly.